Molecule: messenger RNA, 489 nt
Organism: Meloidogyne enterolobii
Lineage: Eukaryota; Metazoa; Nematoda; Chromadorea; Rhabditida; Meloidogynidae
Source: the annotation of a GenBank genome assembly
UCACUAAUCGCUAGACAAAAUACACUGUUAAUCGACUAUUUACUCACAAUAGAGCAACAUGCUUGUCGUCUUAGAGAUUCCCCCAUAGAAAUUGGAGAUUUUCAAUACAAUUCUUCGUUAAAUUCUCUUGCUACAUUACUUACGCGUAAAGAAAAUUUAAUUGCAAUGAAACCCGAAUAUGUGAUUGGAAAGCAAAAUUUUCUAGCACCUGUUUUCAAUCCAAACAAGGGUGUCUUUUCUAGUCGACAAAAGCCUUUAAUUUAUUUUUUGCUUAUGAUAGUUGAUACUGUAAGAACUAUGCCUUUUUUUGAUAAAUUGGAUUUGGCCGACAAGAUUUGUUUAAUCAAAACAAUCACUCUGCCGCUUAAAACAUUUCAUGCUGCCUAUUAUUCAAGUUUAAAAAAAUCUGAAACUGUUGUUAUGCCGAAUGAAUUGCCAGUUCGGAAUAUUUUCAAAGCAAAUAAAAUUUACAAAGAAGACGUGACGUAA